This is a messenger RNA of Mytilinidion resinicola, 1640 nucleotides long. RefSeq lists its product as uncharacterized. The coding region runs from base 408 to 1286 and encodes 292 amino acids. The transcript is spliced from 3 exons. Gene Ontology annotation, cellular component: endomembrane system; membrane. The record is from RefSeq and is a predicted model, not a curated record. Lineage: Eukaryota; Fungi; Ascomycota; Dothideomycetes; Mytilinidiales; Mytilinidiaceae.
UUUCUACAUUUAUCCGCCGCUACGGCCAUCUUGAAAUUGUCCGCCUUCGUCUAACCCGGCCUGCGGACCGACGAAGACGCAUUCCAGCGUGUCUGGGCACAGAGGACACGGUUUCUUGGCGGAAAGCUGGGGUAGUGUUGAUGAGAUCUAAUUGACGACCGCGGAAGCGUCUAUGCAUUGAGGCCUGACAUCUCCUCCGGCACUGCUUCGACGUUAAGGAUCUUCUGGUGUGGUCAACAUUGUACAUAUACCACGUCACCGGGCUUUUCAUCGAAGAUUGGUGGAAUACGGGAAAGACUCGAGACCGAUCUCACCACCGAGUGGGAUGCUGACGCGCGCUUCCUUGCCGCCACCUGCAUACGAUCCCCACAUCUCUUCCCUCACCUUCGGAUUUACAAUCAGAGAAAAUGGCGACCCAAAGACGUCCACCUGUGUCGGCGACCGAUCCUUCCGUGCCCAAUGCCGUAACUCAAAGCAAUAACAAGUCUACCGCCAAUAAGAGCUCGGGUGAUAUUGGUGGUCUCGGUGUACUUGAUGUGGUGCGGGUGCUAGGAGGGUUGCUAUUGCUGAGUAGCUGCUUGAGCUGGCUGUCAACGGACAAAAGCAGUCUGACUUGGGGAUGGAAUCCGUGGUUCUUGAGGGUUGGGGAGUGGAAGACUUUGACGCAAGGUCCAGUCCGCCUAACAGACAAGCAACUCGAAGCCUACGACGGCACAGACCCCAAUAAACCCGUCUAUAUCGCUCUCAAUGGCACUAUCUACGACGUCUCAGCAGGUCGAAAGACCUACGGUCCAGGCGGCUCCUACCACUUUUUCGCCGGCCGCGACGCCGCGCGCGCCUUCAUCACCGGCUGCUUUCAAGAAGACCUAACCCCCGAUCUCCGCGGUGUCGAGGAAAUGUUCGUGCCGCGUGACGCUCCCGAGUCAGCUGCAUCUGGUUCCGACGCCACUGUCUCUGAGGUCCCGUACCCAACCUACGACCCCACAGCACCUGAGGGUGAGCACGUGCCAGACUCACAGCCCAAAGCCGUCAAGGUAGAGAAAAGUCCGAAACGUGAGUUGAGCAAGGCUCAAUUGAAGAUUCGGCGCGAGCAGGAGUAUAGGCAGGCGAGGAAGAACGUGGCUAAGACGCUGGAGGGGUGGCACGUGCUGUUUCGAGGGGACAAGGACAAGAAGUAUUUCAAGGUUGGGGAGGUGGUGAGGCCGAGUGGGUGGUUGGAUAAAUUGCCCAAGAGGGGGUUGUGCGAGGCGGCGAAGAAGGCGAGGCCGAUUAGGAAAGAAGAGUAGGGGUUGAGUUAUGAAGGCUUUGAGUAUUCUCUCAAAUUGGCGCUUUGGGACGGUUUCAAUAAGGAAAUUCGGGAUAGGCGGGCGGCAAAUACACCUCUCAUCCUAUUUCUUCUAGUAAUUCAUUCAUGAACAAGUUAUUAGAGGAGCAUAGUUCGUGGUAGCGUGAUGCUAAUCCAUUGCCAUUGCUAAUGCAUUUCCCUAUCAACCCAAAUCACACCCUUGAGAGCAAGAUGCACCAUCACAGUGUCAUAUUCCAGCUGAAUGUAUUUGAUCGUAUACGCCGAUAGUCGAGAGGAAGUCAUAAGAAAUCCGGCCCAUGCACCGCCUGUCAACGAGCCCCAUAUCUCAUCCACC